GUAUCCAUUGCUAUCCUUCAACACGCUGUUGAAAAUGUGGCAAGCUCGCAGAUUUUUCAAACUUACCGUUCUGGGGGCAGCCUCCUUAGGUACUUUCGCUUCCCUUCGUAACAAUGAGUAUGACAUCAGCUCCAUUGGUAUCGUCCGACUGUCACGAGCCGCUUCAUCAGUUUUUAUCAUCGGUUCAAAUUAUCGAAAAACUCUCUAUUCUACUUCUUUCCCUAAGGACUCUCCAGAAUAUAUUCAAUUAACAUCGUCAGCUCAUUCCUUUGGUGCAGCACAAUUGCUCGAGCUGUGCUGUGCCAACAAAGGUGUCUACAUUAAAGUGGGCCAACACAUUGGUGCUCUGGAAUAUCUUCUUCCUAAAGAGUACGUACAGGCCAUGAAGAUACUACAUAGCAAGGCGCCUCAAUCCUCUUUUAAUGAUGUUCUUAUCGUCUUGAGAGAAGACUUACAAAAAAACCCUUACGAAAUUUUCACCACAAUUGAUCCUGAACCAAUUGGAGCUGCUUCCCUCGCCCAGGUUCACCGAGCUGUUCUCAAAGAUGGAGCAGUUGUUGCCGUUAAAGUCCAGCACAGAUCAGUGAAGACCAACUCUUACGUGGAUAUCAAGACCAUGGCGGCUUUGGUGAAAAUUUGCUCGUGGAUAUUUCCAGAGUUUAAAUUCGACUGGCUUGUUGACGAGACCAAGAAAAACAUCCCCAGGGAACUAGACUUCUAUCAUGAGGGGCAAAAUGCAGAAAAGGUUCAAAAGAUGUUCAACCACUAUAAUUGGCUGAAAGUGCCUAAAAUCUAUUGGACGCUGUCGACUCCUAGAGUCCUAACUAUGGAGUUUAUCGAAGGAGGACAAGUGAACGAUCUCAAUUACAUUCAACAAAAUAAUAUCAACCCAUACGAGAUUACUUCAAAGUUAGGAAAACUGUACAGUCAUAUGAUCUUUGUAACUGGUUUUGUUCACUCCGAUCCCCAUCCCGGAAACGUGCUGGUGCAAAAGAAUGGAAAGAAUGAAACAGAAAUCGUUCUCCUCGAUCAUGGUCUCUAUGCCGAGCUGUCUGAUGAGUUUAGGUGGGAAUAUUCAAAGUUAUGGAUGUCAAUCCUCAAUAAGGAUAAAGAAGGGAUGAAAAGAUACUGCACCGACUUAGGAGUUGACGAUCUUUAUGGGCUGUUAGCAUGCAUGGUUUCUGGAAGAACGUGGGACACUAUCAUGGCUGGGGUGGAGAGAACAAAAUACACUAGAGGUGAAAAAGAAAUGUUCCAAAAGGAGGUGCCCAAUCUGUUACCACAGAUUAGUGAAGUGUUGGAGAGGGUCAAUCGACAGAUGUUGCUAAUUCUCAAGACUAAUGAUUUAAUAAGAAGUAUUGAGCACACACUCGGGACAUCAAAGAGGAUGUCUGCAUUCAUGGAGAUGUCCAAGUGUUGUGUUCAUGCUGUUUAUGAUGAAAAGAUGCGAAAUAUAGAGAGGACAAGAGAUAGACUUGCAAUUUUGUUAGAAAAGAAAUGGAGUCUAUGGAAAUUGUUCAUGUAUUAUACGUGGCUGGGAGUUGUUAAUUUUGAUUUGAAGAAAAGUGUUGAAUCCUUGUUGAAUAAAAACAUCUAUUUAUUUUAGAAAAA
Messenger RNA from Fopius arisanus, 1611 nucleotides. It is a transcript of the gene Adck1, whose product is annotated as aarF domain containing kinase 1. The record is from RefSeq and is a predicted model, not a curated record. The transcript has 2 exons. NCBI's taxonomy places the organism in Eukaryota, Metazoa, Arthropoda, Insecta, Hymenoptera, Braconidae. Gene Ontology annotation, biological process: protein phosphorylation. Gene Ontology annotation, molecular function: protein kinase activity; ATP binding. The coding region runs from base 35 to 1606 and encodes 523 amino acids.